CCGGGACGUCCACCCAAAAGAAGUUCAGUGACUGGCAUUGUUAGCCCAGUGCCUGCAUCUUACACUCCGGGCACUCAACAACAUAAUGCUCUGCCAUUUCUCGGAUACCCAACAGCAAAAAAGCCCCGUUUCUCAGAUGAUACUGAUUAUGGCAGUGAGAAUUUAAAGCAACACAAUUCAGUCAAUACGAACACUAACGGCAACUCCACGGCCGCGACGGCCGCCGCUAUGCUCGCGGCCAACGGAUAUUCAGCCGCUUUUCCAUUCUUACAGCACUUCAGUGGCGGCUCUACUCCUACUCCUCAACAACAGCAACAACUUGUGGCCGCAGCCGCAGCCCUCGGCCUCCCAGCACUUCCACCC
This is a messenger RNA of Medioppia subpectinata, 363 nucleotides long. NCBI's taxonomy places the organism in Eukaryota, Metazoa, Arthropoda, Arachnida, Sarcoptiformes, Oppiidae. The record is from the annotation of a GenBank genome assembly.